UCAAGGCACUGGAUGCUCAGUGCUUUAGUAUCAGGCACCAAGGCCCCAGAGCAGGGACAUCUCCACCCAGGGAAGCAGACAGGGUAUGGACUGAGGCCAAGAGCGUGGUCAUGUUACCCUGGAGAACAGAUGACACAGGACUUCCAGACCACGUAAUUGUAGCAGCGCAAACUACUGGGCAGCAUAAGGAGACUGUCACUUUAAUUUUUAGAAAAGCAAGCACAUCCCACAGAACCAGCAAGUGUAGAUACUGCAAUCAACAUUAAAUGACGUAAAAGACAACUUUAUUAAAAUAAGUUAAAAAGACAUUUGAGAGAGAACCAGUCCUGCUCCCCUGGAAACCUCAUCAAGGACAGCCGUGACCCAAGGGUCAGGCAUCUGUCCACAGCUGGGCCUGCUCGCCUGGCUGGGCAAGGGCUCUGCUCCCAUGGGUGCUGGAACGGGGUGCAGAGGAAGGCCUGCCCAGGGGGAUGCUGUAGGUAAUUCUCGACACAGGGGCCUCACCCACCAUCCGCGGAUCUGCCCUGUCUUCAAAGACCCUCUGGAGAGCCAUUUUGACAGAUUCUCUGAAAUUCUGCUUUUUGUAGUUCCCAACCAGGACAUAAAUAAUUGGAUUGCUGCUGCUGUUGAUGGCAGCCAGCAGAAGGCAGAUGUCAAAGAUAAAAUUGGUGUAGACAUAGAAGUUGAGGAAGAUCUGGACACUGAGUGGGAUAGCAAAGAGGAGGAAGAAGAAAACAGUGAGGAAGGAUGACAAAGUACAGCCUCCCUGGGUGGUAUUGCCAUGAUCUACACCUAAGCUUAAUGAACAGGAUCACAUUGGAGAUGAUCAUAAAGGGGGUGAAAAAGCAGAAACUGAGAAAGCAUAAGGUUGCAAGAACCACCCAGCAGCGUUCAGAGUGACCCAAAUCAUACAUAAAGUACACGAGCCCUGACAGCACACAGGUGAGAGCCCAGAGCAGGCUGCACAUGACAGCUGUCAGGAGCUGUGGCGAUGGCAUCGGUAACAGAAGGGCCAGAGAGUACCCAGGCACCUCUCCAUGCUGAUGGCCAUGAGGAGAUAGAGGCUGGAGCUGUAUGUUAGCAGAACCUGGAGUGAAAUGGUAGGAGCACGUGCAAAAGCUGUGGGUGAAAGCAGCUGAGCAUGGGCACAUGAUACAUUACAAGGGAAACUGAUGUGCAGAGGAGAAAGCAGGCAUCCGCAACAGCCAGGUUGAGGACAUAGGAAGCGAAGAGAUUCCUCCUGAUGUGGAAGCUGAGGAGCCAGAGGAUGGCCCUAUUCCCCACCAGGCCACACAAGCCGAUGAGCAGAAUGAUGCUACCAAUGACGAUUUCAGAGACAUGGCCUGCAAAGCAUCUGGUCCCAUUGUCUCCAUCCCCUGGACCAUGAUCUCCAUAGAUGGUGGGAACACUGUACUUCAGCCACGGACUGUGGUGUUGGGAUGUCACUCCAUCCUCCUCCUUGCUGUCUCCUGCUCACCUAGGGAAAGGAAAGGGAUGAUGGAAAAGCAGUGACUCUUAGGUCCCCACCGUUGUGCUGCUCUGGUCAUUCAGUCCUUCCCUCGCCUCCAUGGGCUACAACAUCUGCAAGCCAGAGAACAGAAGAAUGGAGUGGAGAAAAAAAUAAAAGAUGAGAAAUAGGGUUAAGAGGGAAAAGCUUGGGCCCAGGAUGGCAUGCUACAGACAGAGAACUGGAAGAGGAGUGGAGCAAGAAAGGAGAGGCAUGCAGGAGCCAUUUGCCUGUCAAGGACUGGCAAGGGCUGAGCUGGCUAAUGAAAACGUGGCCACUUCUUUAUGAACCAAAAGCACUGAUUUGAAAAGACGGUGAUGUUGUCAGCUGUCCCUCCCAUGUGCAGCAGGGAAUUCCCUGUCUCCCUGUCAGUGACUGCACAUUUGUCCAUGCAUCCAGCAGAGCGGCCGGAGACAGCAGGAGGUGAUCAUGGCAGAACUGGCAUCACAGCUUGGGCUGCAGUACCUCCAUCCCAGCCUGCCCGGGUAGUCAGGGCUGGGGAGCAGAGGGCCCUCUGCUGAUGGGGAUUGUAAAGCUCUCCAGAGCAUCUCAAGAGCAUCUCAAGACUCAGAAUGCUGCACGUAGCCUUAACAAAGGGGAAAAGAAAUGAAAAAGAAACAAAAAAAAAAAAAAAGAGAGAGACAGAAAGAGAGAGAGAUCAUUAAAAGCAGCAUACGAUCUCUCAGGAACACAAAUGCGACUUCUGAGAAGUGAGAUACAUGCGCAUGCAACAAUUCUGCCAGACAGCUGGAGUAUUUCAUUUCUGGAUGCUUAAGCUAUCUGAGGAUGGCCAGGAGGUUUCAUUCUUGGAUCAACAUGGCGCUGCAGGUACUCAGCACUACGUUUGCAUGUGCAUCCUUGCCUGCUCCAGCCCUUCCCACUCUGCACUCAGGAGCGCUGCACCAACAAUGUUUUUCCCCUGCUGGCUCUUCCAACAGGACCCAGCCCCACCAAAGGCACUGGGUGGAACACAGGUGCUGCGGACGUGGCCGUGCCGCUACUGGGCAGCCAGUGCUGAGCUCAGUGAAGGCUCCUGUGGAGCCACCACCAUCUGUAUCCGCAGCUUCCACCCUCAGCGAGAUGCCAAUGAGGGGCAGAGCUGAGGGUGCAGCUGACAGGAUGGGGAUGAUGGCGUGUGCUUGUGCAAAACAACUUCUGCUGAAGGGAGUGACUUUAACAGGAAACCUUAAGAGUAGCUCUUCUGUUGCAGGAGCAUUGGAACUGGAAUUAUAUGGCGGGAUGAAUCUGAUGUCUUUGGGAGCAAACAACAUAUUUUAGAGCAGCCUAAAGUCAGCGAGGAACCAGAUGUUCAUCCUGGCAGCCAGGACAGCAGCCAGGAGUGGCCGAACACAGGGACACUGAUCUACAGGAGAGGUAGGGCACAGAAGGGUGGGUUCCCUUGGGAAAGGUCUUCUACAGCUGAGGGACCUGCCCAGAGCGGGUGUGGAGGGCCCAUGCCCCCAAGGAGCCAUGGGAGGGUUGAACCACAACCACGCUGAGGUCAGGAGCAGCAGCCCCUGGUCUGUGCACUACCAGAAGGGUGGCACUGUAGGAAAACAACCGCAAGGACUCCUGAGAGCAAGAAGGAGGAUGUGGACUUCCCAUGCCACCACCGUGCCCCUGGUGAAGGGCUGGGAGGACUGCACUUCUCUGUAACAGCAUGCUGGAAGGGAAGCACAGCACCUGAAAGCGUCCUUCCUAGUACCUGUAUUUGUAUCAUUAGGGGGUAUUAGCAGUAACCCAUCUGGGCUGUAAGUGCUAGUGAAAACUACCAUUCAUUGCUCAUUUAUUCAAAGAUAAUUUAUAAACUUUUAUAAACUGUUAAUGCCCAAAUUCGACAACUAAAACUAGUUUUUGGCUCCAUUUUGAACGUGUAUUCCCUCGUGCCCAUGAGACAUCUUGGCGAUAAUUCCCACAUUCUUCCCACAAGGGGAGUUGCUUCUGAGAAGCACUGCACUGGCCCUGCCAGCAUCACCAGCAUCACGCUUUUCCGCUGCGGGGCAAUGCCCACCCUGUGUGGCUGGGAAGCCCUGAGAUGUGGGGGAGUGGAACAAGGAGGGAUAGAAAUGCGUCAGGCAGAGAGGGAAGGCAGUUGUGAUAGCUGGUCGCUGCUCUGGGAGGGGCAUAUUUAAUCAGAAAAGCAUGAGGAGUCAUUCACAAAAUUCUUGCAUGUUUUCUGGCAAAAGCCACUUCCUUUGUGGGGAAAAAAAAAAUCAAGAUAAAUAAAAACAAGGAAGCGGAGCUCUGACGUAGCAGUGGUUACAAAACCUUUCUCGAUGCCACUGCGACCCCACUGUGGCUGGGGCAGCCUGUGUAUGCAGCAUAGGGGCACAGAGAGGAGCCAGGGGACGAGUCCAGGGACACCCUGGUGACCAGGAAACAUUCCUCGUUGCACAAUUGGCCUGAGGGGGAUCCGCUCCAGGAUCUGGAUUUGAGGGGAGCCUGAGAUGCCAGGAAACCAACGUGGAUCUGCCCAAGCCCUUCUGGAAAAACAGCCCUAGCCUGCUGAUUCACCAAAGCUAACACCAGGACCGCAUCCCACCACUGCCUGGCCUCCUGCCAUGGAGCCGAACCACACGGCCCCGUCUCCUACACCACCCACGCCAACGCCCGAUGGAGAAGACGCGUGCGAGAUCGAUGUCCCCGACGUGGCCGUGGACGGCGCCACACUGCUCAUCUGCCUCUGCGGGCUGGUGGGCAAUGGGGCUGUCCUCUGGCUUCUCGGCUGCCGCAUCCGCAGGAACCCCAUCACCGUCUACGUCCUCAACCUGGCCGUCGCUGACUUCACCUUCCUCCUCUUCAUGCUCACCUCCGCGCUCCUCUACAUCCUGGACAACCUCUCCUGCAGCGCCUUCCCUGUCUUCACGUACCUCAGGUCGUUCCUCCUGCCCCUGCUGCUCACCCACAACAUGGGCAUGUACCUCCUCACAGCCAUCAGCAUCGAGAGGUGCGUGUCCGUCGUCUGCUCCAGCAGCCCCUGUGGCCACCGCCCCCAGCACCUGUCGGCCGUGGUGUGUGCCCUGCUCUGGGCCCUCUCCAUCACUGUAAUUGCUGCAGUAGCUUUCCUGUGCCUGUCACACCAGCACGAGCAAUGCCGUCUGGCCCUCAUCUCCAUGUACGCCCUCAACUUCGCUGUCUUUGCACCAUCCAUGGUCAUCUCUAGCACACUUCUCUUCAUUAAGGUCCAGUGCGGCUCCCAACAACGCCAGCCCAGGAGGCUCUACAUUGUUAUCUUCCUCACCGUCCUCUUCUUCCUCCUCUUCGCUCUUCCCCUUAGCAUCUGGAAUUUCCUGCAGCAUGUCAGUUACAUGCUGGGGCAGUCCCAGGUGGUUUUCCUGCUUGCCUGCAUCAACAGCAGCAUCAACCCCUUCAUCUACUUCCUGGUGGGGAGCUGCCGGAGGCGCUGCUCCUUGGUGUCCCUCCAGGUCGCCUUCCGGAGGGUCUUCGAGGAGUCGGCCGAUAACACAGUGUGCAGUGACAAUGCCACGAUGGACACGCUGAGCCCGGUCUGUUGAAGCCUUUCUGCUACUCUGCUUAAGGCCCCCCCAGAUGAUGGCCGGGGGUUUCACUGGGGACCCAGAUCAAUAAAUGUCUGCCCUAUUUCCGCAGA
Molecule: messenger RNA, 5117 nt
Organism: Cygnus olor (mute swan)
Lineage: Eukaryota; Metazoa; Chordata; Aves; Anseriformes; Anatidae
Product: mas-related G-protein coupled receptor member H-like
Exons: 2
Coding region: 4069-5022 (317 amino acids)
Biological process (GO): G protein-coupled receptor signaling pathway
Cellular component (GO): membrane
Molecular function (GO): G protein-coupled receptor activity
Source: RefSeq, a predicted model, not a curated record